AUGGAUCGCCGAGCAAAGGAACUACUGAAAACCACCACAGUUCGAGUCGAAGGUGGUUACGAAACGGGUCUCCUUUGGAAAAAGGAUGACUUCCAGUUCCCGGACAGCAAGAGAAUGGCAAUCAAGCGUCUUGACCACCUAGAACGCCGUCUAAAAAAGAAUCCAGUCAUCGAGCAAAAUGUGAGGUUGCAGAUAGAAGAAUACCAAAGGAAGGGUUAUGCCCACAAAGCUUCACUUGUCGAGUUGGCAAAGGCAGACCCACGGAAGGUUUGGUAUUUGCCUCUGAAUUACGUUCUUCACCCGAAAAAGCCGAACAAGGUCCGGCUUGUCUGGGACGCUGCUGCCCAAGUAGACGGUGUCUCACUAAAUUCAAUGCUUCUCACCGGUCCCGAUUUUCUAACAUCCCUGACAGCGGUGAUUCAACGGUUCCGUGAGCGACUGGUGGCUUUUGGAGCCGAUAUAUGUGAGAUGUUUCACCAAAUUUGGAUGAGGGAGGUUGACAAACAUGCCCUGCGUUUCCUUUUCCGAACCGAUCCAUCAGCCAAAGAUCCGGACGUAUUCUUGAUGGACGUAAUGACGUUUGGCGCGGCGUGCUCUCCAGCGUCUGCACAAUACAUAAAAAAUUUAAAUGCUGCGCAGUUUUCCGAACGAUUUCCAGAAGCGGUGAAGGCGAUAAUCCGUCGCCAUUAUGUCGACGAUUACCUGGACAGUGCGGAUAGCGUUGACGAAGCGAUCGAGCGAGCGAAGCAGGUCAGAUACAUCCACUCUCAGGCGGGAUUUGAGCUACACCACUGGGUUUCAAACUCGGAUGCGUGCCUCGCUGAUCUUGGGGAAUCCGAGGUUGAAGAAAGGAUCCCGUUACACGACAGCAAGGAUAGCAAGACGGCCAGGGUUCUAGGCAUCAUCUGGUGUCCAAAGCAAGACGUGUUCACCUUUUCAACCUCUUUACGGGACGAUCUGAUUCCUUACCUGACCACACCGAAGCGACCAACAAAGCGCAUUGCGCUAAGCUGCAUCAUGUGCCUCUUCGACCCGAUAGGGUUGUUGGCGCCUUUCACAAUCCAGGGAAAAAUCCUGAUGCAAGACCUGUGGCGAGCGGGUUGCGAAUGGGAUCAGGAGAUGGAUGACCAGUCUUACGCCAAAUGGACGCAUUGGAGAUCCUUACUGCCGCAAAUCGAGAAGUUGAAAAUACCUCGAUGCUACCUGCGUGGUGCACCUCCUGAAACAUAUAGUUCCCUACAGCUCCAUGUGUUGGUAGAUGCGGGGGAAAAGGCAUAUGGUGCCGUUGCAUUUUUCCGUGUUACGACUCCAAAUGGAUCACGAUGUUCGUUAGUGAUGGCCAAAACCAAGGUAGCCCCUUUGAAGCCAUUAUCUAUUCCCCGUCUGGAGCUGCAGGCGGCCGUUUUGGGCGUACGGCUUCUCAACACCGUUGUUGCAAAUCACGAUGUGCAGAUAACAAAACGCGUGCUGUGGACCGACUCGAGAACGGUCCUGUCUUGGAUACGGUCGGAUCACCGAAACUACAAACCGUUUGUUGCGUUCCGGAUCGGGGAGAUUCUGCAAGAAACAGUAGUGGACGAGUGGCGCUGGGUACCAACCCGAUCUAACGUGGCAGAUAUGCUCACCAAGUGGGGCAACGGGCCGGUUUUGGACAACAACAGCGCCUGGUUCAAUGGCCCUGACUUUCUUCAGCUACCGGAGGAAUCAUGGCCUACACAAAAGCUUCCUCCAUCUAACACUACCGAAGAACUUCGAGCAUGUCACAUGUUCCACAAUGAUCAACUCUCCGAGCCGCUGAUAGAUGUCACUCGAAUUUCCCGUUGGAAUGUGGUUUUGCGCACAGUUUGCGUGAUUUUCCGCUUCAUUUCGAACUGCCGAAGACGAGUUCAAGGACGAACAGCUGAACCGAUUGAGGUUUCAGUUAAGCUGCAACGGAUUUCCCUGCGUGCGCCAGUAAAGACGGUCGUUCCACUGAAACAGGAGGAGUAUGAAAAAGCUGAGUUGGUGCUGUGGAGGUUGGCGCAACGUGAGUGCUUUCCCCACGAGAUUACGAUUCUUUCCAAAAACCAAGCGCAUCCGAAGUAG
Messenger RNA from Ochlerotatus camptorhynchus, 2085 nucleotides. RefSeq lists its product as uncharacterized. The record is from RefSeq and is a predicted model, not a curated record. The coding region runs from base 1 to 2085 and encodes 694 amino acids. NCBI's taxonomy places the organism in Eukaryota, Metazoa, Arthropoda, Insecta, Diptera, Culicidae. The transcript has a single exon.